AUGACGGCCGACGAGGAAUCCAACACGAGGCAUGCCGAUAGCAAUACAGCUCAUAUACACGUCACCGUCUCAAGUACGAGCGGUCGUGCGACAGACCUCGGGCCCAACAACGACAAGCAUCCAGUCAACCGACACUGUCAUCAGUCCGACGACCAUGGCCAAAUCCCCAGACCCAUAAAUGGGCGGAGCUCCGACUCUCCAACCCGCAUUCAGACGCCCGUGGCAGUGGUAGGCAUGGCCUGCCGCCUUCCCGGGCACAGCAGCAGCCCGCAGGCGUUUUGGGAUAUGCUGGUCGCCAACAGGGUCGCCGGCAACCAGCCGCCCGCCUCUCGGUUUUCUCUGCACGGGCACUUUGACGGGUCGCGCAAGCCGCACACCAUGGCGACGCCGGGCGGCAUGUGGCUCGAGGACGUGGACACGGAGCUGUGGGACGCGGCGUUCUUCAACGUGCCGCGGACCGACGCCGCCAUCCUGGACCCGCAGCAGCGCCAGCUGCUCGAGGUGGUGUACGAGUGUCUGGAGAACGGCGGGGCGACGCUGGAGUCGGUCAAGCGCAGGCGGAUCGGGUGCUUUGUGGCGGCCAUGUGCGGCGACUUUGAGCUGAUGCAGGGGCGCGACCCGGACGAGAGGGCCGAGAACACGGUCAUAGGAGUGGCGAGGUCCAUCCUCAGCAACCGCAUCAGCCACUUUCUCGACAUCCGCGGGCCCAGCAUGACGGUGGACACGGCGUGCUCGGGCUCGCUGACGGCCAUAGACACGGCGUGCCGCUACCUGGAGGCCGACCAGUGCGACGGGAUGCUCGUGGCGGGCAUCAACCUGUACCUGGAGCCGUCGCACAACGAGGAGGGCGGGCUGAUGAGGAACGCCGCGUCGGCGACCGGGCGCUGCCACACCUUCGACGCCAAGGCGGACGGGUACUGCCGCGCCGAGGCGGUCAACGCCGUGUUGCUCAAGCGGCUGGACGACGCGGUGCGCGACGGGGAUCCCAUCCGGGCCGUGAUCCGCGGCACGGCCUGCAACAACGACGGCCGCACGCCCACGGGCAUCACCAGCCCCAGCGCCGAGGCGCAGACGGCCGCCAUCCGCGCCGCCUACUCCAACGCCGGCAUCGCCGACCUGGACCAGACCACGUUUCUCGAGUGCCACGGCACCGGCACGCAGGCCGGCGACCCCGUCGAGGUGCAGGGUGCCGCGGCCGCGUUCGCCACGCCCGCGCGCGCCGACGGCCGCCGCGCCCCGCUGCUGAUCGGGUCCUGCAAGAGCAACAUCGGCCACUCGGAGGCCGGCGCCGGCAUCUCGGGGCUCAUCAAGGCCGUCUUGGCCAUCGAGCGCGGGCUGAUACCGGGAAACCCGACCUACGUCACGCCGAACCCCGGGCUCGACUUCAAGGCCUCGUGCGUCGAGGUCGUGGGGAGGAACUUGCCGUGGCCCAAGGGGGCCAUGCGUCGGGCGAGCGUGAACUCGUUCGGCUUUGGAGGAUCCAACGCACAUGCCGUCGUCGAAUCGCCAUCGAUCCUGCUCGGAUCCGACGCCGGGGACCGGCAACAUUACGUCUUGUCCCAUCAGCAACAAGGAGCACCUGGCUCCUUGUCCGGCUCCAAUGGGAUGCUGGAGAUGGACGACGACGUCGACGACGACGACGACGACAUGGACGGCCCGACGCGACAGCGCCCGCAGCUCCUCGUAGUGUCGGCCAACAACCAAGACUCGCUCCGGCGCAACAUCGACGCGCUGGAAAGGCACCUCCUCAACCCGGCCAUCGAGGUGCGGCUGAGCGACCUGGCCUACACGCUGUCCGAACGCCGAACGCACCACUUCAACCGGGCCUUUACCGUGACGCGGGCCACGGACCAGAUCGAGUGGAACGCCUUCUCCUCGGACAAGACGCGCGCGGCCGGCCGCCGCAUCGCCAUGGUCUUCACCGGCCAGGGCGCGCAGUGGUCGCAGAUGGGCCGGGAGCUGUUGGACACGUACCCGGCGGCCGCCCGCACCGUCCGGGCGCUGGACGAGGUGCUGCAGGCGCUGCCGGAGCCGAUGCGCCCCGCCUGGAGGCUCGUCGACGAGCUGAAACAGCCCCGCAGGCCCGACGUCGUCCGCAAGCCCGAGUUCUCGCAGCCGCUCGUCACCGCCCUGCAGCUAGCUAUCCUGGCUGUCCUGGCCGACUGGGACGUGAAGCCGUCCGCCGUGCUGGGCCACUCGUCCGGGGAGAUCGCGGCUGCCGUGGCGGCGGGCUACAUGAGCUCGGCCGACGCCAUCAAGACGGCCUACUUCCGUGGCUACGGCUCCAAGCGGAUGAUGGAGGCGGAGGGACAGCAACAAGCCGCGGCGUCUCUUGGCAUGCUGGCGAUCGGAGUCGGGCCGGACGUGGCUCGGUCGUAUCUAGACGAGAUCAAUGACAAGAGCUCAGAGGCAGCUGGUGUGCAUAUCGCAUGCUACAACAGCCCUUCCAGUCUCACCAUAUCCGGACCAGUAUCCUCUCUGACGGCGCUGGAGGCCAGGCUGAAAGAGGAUGGCCAUUUUGCUCGUCUUCUCCAGGUGGACUUGGCUUACCACUCUCCCUAUAUGGCCUCCGUAGCCUCUGAUUACAAGAAGACCCUCGAUGAGUUUUGCGAUUUUGGUGGGCAAGACUCGAGAAUACAACACCGACAGGGCUCGGCGGUUUGGUUCUCGUCCGUCACCGGCAACCGCAUCGAUUCUCGAUCGGCGGCGGCGGCGGUGGACGCAAAGUACUGGAAGAGCAACAUGGUGAUGCCGGUCCUGUUCCACCAGGCUUUGACCGGCAUGAUUCUUGACGGGUCCGAGGCUGCUGGCGAGGCCGAUUUGAUGCUCAUCGAGGUCGGGCCCAGCAACGCCCUGGCGGGACCCGUCUCCCAAGUGAUUAAACACGUCGACGGCGCCGGGAACCCAGGGUUCGCGUCCAAGGUCAAGUACACCUCGGCCCUGAAGCGAGGAGCCAACAGCGUAUACCCUCUGGUGGCAGUGGCAGGUCAGCUGUUUGCCGCAGGCGUCCCCAUACCGCUGGCCAAGGUCAACGGGUAUUACGACUCCGCCGGCGCAGACAAAAAGACGAGCGUUGUGAAAAAGGCGGAACCAGGAGCCGCACGGACGACGGCGCCCCGAGUGGUGGUCGACCUCCCCAACUACCAAUGGGAUCACUCCACGCGGUACUGGCACGAAGGACCCGCGAGUCGCGACUGGCGCCACAGGCCUUUUAUCACGCACGACCUUCUCGGGGCCAAGGUGCUCGGUACGCCGUGGAGCAGCCCGACGUUUUCCAAGGUGCUGCACCUCGCCGACGUGGCCUGGCUGCGGGACCACAAGAUCGGGGAGCAGGUCGUCAUGCCGGGCGCUGCAUACGUCGCCAUGGCAGUCGAAGCCGCGUAUCAGACGGCCAGCAUGACCGAGUGGCGGAGGGGCAGCCAGAACGGCAGCUCCAGCGGAGAGGGCCUGCUCCCUGCCAAGCCGCCAUCGCCGAGCUAUCAGUUCCAGCUGCAGGACGUCAAGAUUCUCCGUGCCCUGGUCCUCGAUGGCCGGGAAGACUGCCGGCUGGUGACGACGCUGGCGCGCGAGAGGACAAACCUGGGCGGAUGGUUCACGUUCCAGAUCUUCUCGGUGCCCAACCUCAAAGACACCAGCAGCAAGACGGAGCACUGCACAGGCCUGAUCCGCGUCGUCGACUCGGGCGCAGAUGCAGCCUCUGGCACCUGGCGCCAGCACCCAGCCGCGAGCGCCGAGCAGAUCGGCCCGCUGCACGACGCGGACCCGGGGGCCGCCUGGUACGGGGCUUUCCGCGACGCCGGGUACAACUUUGGCCCGCACUUUCAGCGCCUCGUGCAGUUGGAAUGCACGCCCGGGAUGCAGGAUACCCGGAACCUGCUGUCGAUGGAUCCGCCCGUCGUGGCCGUGGCCUCUGCGCAGGGCGGCGACGGCGAGGCAGAGGCGAGACCGAUGCAGCCGUGGUAUGAGACGCGGGGGACUCUGCACCCCGUCGCUUUCGACUCGGUCACGCAGGCCUUCAUCCCGGCGCUGUGGAAGGGCGACCGCGCGGCCGUCGGCGUCGUGACGGUCCCUCCGCUGAUAGAGAGCAUCACCAUGACGGUCCGUCCUCGGACGCGGCCCGACCUGGGGAGCAAAGCCGUGGUCGUGUCGAGCGUCCGUCCCACCGGCAGUCGCAGGCCCGGCGUCCCCGAGGACAGCGUGGGGUCGUGCGACGUCUACGAUGCAGUGGACGGCACGCACCUCUUGCAAAUCAGGGGCUUUCACUGGAACCGCGUCGAUGCGCACGAGGACCUCGCCAUAAGCCACGUGUACCACGGCCUGGUGUGGAAACCCGACGUGUCUCUCCUCACUGCUCGCGGCAUAGAAGCAAUGAGACCCCGCUCGACGUGGAAUGAUAAAAUACAGCUCGUCCUGGACUUGGUCUGCCACAAACUGCCGUACCCCAAGGUGCUCGAAGUCGGCACCAGCGAGAAGAGAGGCGAUGGGACUGACGACCAAAACUCCGUCGUGGCUCUUGGAUGGCUCCCCGAUGCAAACGCCGAUGAGGAAUGCAACCGCGUCCGGCAGGACAUUUGUGCCUCGUACCAUUUCGUCUCGGCCGAGCCGCAGACCUUGCUGGCGAUCCAAGACCGCUACUCGCUUUUGCCCAACGCCAACUUUAGUCUCGCCGACAUCUCCAUGGCUGGAUCUGUGCUCCCCGGAGAUGACGAGUACGAUUUGGCCAUCGUCAACAUCAACAGGGAGCACAUCACGGCGGCGGCGGGGUUGCGCAGCAUGCUAAAGACGGUCCACGAUGGGAUGCGUGAUAAGAGCACCGCUUAUGCCGUAGUCAUAGGCGCCUUUGCACACUGCCAGUCGGAUAUUGAGCUUGUGCAAAACACGGCCGGGGGAGCUGGAUUCGACGUCAUCUUGACACUUUCGGACGGGGAGGAUGCAAUGCUUCUUCUCUCCACAAGCCCUGCUUCUCCGGCAGCUCAACCCAGUUUGACCAGUCGAGUUCAGCCGAGCGCUGUUGGCCCUGGUGCUGCCGCAAGUUCGCUCACCGUCUUUCACUUUACAGAAGAGUUUCAGGGCAAAUCUCAUGCCCUUCGGGAGAAGCUCAAAGCCGCCGGCUGGAACGUUUCUCUCAGCCAUGUCGGUGGCGACAAUGGCCAGGUUCAAGCGGGCAGCAUUGUCUUGGUAUACGAUGAGCUGUACGGAUCAGUCAUGUCUAGAAUCACCCAGAGCCAAUGGGACGCUUUACAGAUGCUCAUCUCCAAAGAGUGUCGGAUCCUGUGGCUUACCACGGGCGCCGUUGGCUUACAUGGCGACGGACAGGAGCAAAGCAUGGAAGAGAUAGAUCCGGAACGAGCAGCCAUCAACGGACUGAUGCGUUCCGUGCGGCGAGAGGAGCCACAUCUGCGUCUGAUCAGCCUGGAUUUGAGCCAGGAGUCCAUCGCAGAUGAGUUUUGUCGUGGUGUCGAUGCCAUCGAAUCGUGCCUGCAGCAGCUCCUCUGUCCCGGGGGCAGCAAGCGAGAUGCCGAAAGUGAAUUCGUCGAGCGCCGAGGCAUCCUGCACAUUAGUCGCAUCAUACCCGACGCCACCCUCAACCGGGCGAAGCUCGAGCGUGCCGACGUCCGCAAGGGCGACUUGUUCACGGCGACAGACAACCCCUCGGUCUACGUGCAGCUCCGGGCCGAGCGGCUGGGCAGCAUCGACUCGCUGUGCUUCGCCGAGACGGCGGUGGCGGCCGAGCUCCCGCCCAACCACGUCGAGGUGGAGGUGCACGCGUCGGGGCUCAACUACAAAGACGUCGCCGUCACCAUGGGCCUGGUCCCGGCCGACGAGCACCGGCUGGGAGAGGAGGCGGCGGGCGUGGUGGUGCGCGUGGCCUCGGACGUGACGGCGUUCCGGCCCGGGCAGCGCGUCGUGGUCUUCAGCCGCGCGUCGCUGGCGAACCGCGUGCGGACCACCACUGAGCGCGUGCACGCCAUCCCCGACCACCUGAGCUUCGAGGACGCGGCCACGCUGUGCGUCGUGUACAUCACGGCCAUGCACGCGCUCUUCAACCUCGGCGGCCUGCGCAGCGGCAUGCGCGUGCUCGUCCACUCGGCCGCGGGCGGCAUGGGCAACGCGGCCAUGCAGCUGUGCGGUACCGUCGGCGGCGUCGAGGUGUUCGCGACGGUCGGCAGCGAGGCCAAGAAGCAGUUCCUGGUGGACGAGCUGCGCGUCCCGGCGGACCACGUCUUUUCGUCGCGGACGCCCGACUUCGCCCACGAGAUCCGCCGCCUGACCGACGGUGCCGGCGUCGAUCUGGUGCUCAACUCGCUGACCGGCCCCUUGCUCGAGGCCUCGUGGCACCUGCUCGCCCCCAACGGGACGCUCGUCGAGAUCGGCAAGAAGGACAUGCUCGCCCGCCACGCGCUGCCCAUGGAGCCCUUCACGCGCAACGUGUCGUACCGCGCCCUGGAUACGUCGCCGCGCUUCUUCCCCGACUCGACCGUCAAGGUCGUCAUGGCGGAUCUGUUCCGCCUGUUGGAGAAGGGCGCCGUCAAGCCUAUAUUCCCCCGGCAGACUUUCCGCUUUGAUCGCGUGGCCGACGCCUUCCGCCUGCUGAGGCAGGGCACGCACAUGGGCAAGCUUGUCGUGUCACGAAACGGGCCGGUGAACAACAGUGGUCGGGCGGGGGAGCAAGAGCAGAUCGCUGAGGUGGAAACGACAAGAGAGGCUGGUACCGUCGUGCCCAUCCGACAAUCCCCUCACUUGCCGUCCCAGCUGCGAUCAGACGUGUGCCAUCUGAUCGUCGGCGGUCUCGCUGGGCUGGGCGGCAGUCUUGCCGUCUACCUCGCCAAGGAAAUGGGCGCCAGGAACAUUGCUUCUCUCUCGCGAGGCGCAAACGUGCCUGGCAAACUACGUCGGACUUUGGCAUCGCUUGGCUGUCACCUCGACGUGCUCCAGGCCGAUGUGACGUCGCUCGAGGAUGUCAAGGCGGCGUUUGCCAGGACAAAGAUGCCAAUCGGGGGUAUAGUUCAUGGUGCUAUGGUUUUACGAGAUCGGCCAUUUGCAACCAUGACCUUGACCGAAUACCACGAAGCCACGGGCUGCAAGAUUGCCGGCGCGCUAAACCUGCACCGAGCCGCGCUUGAUUUGAAUUUGAACCUGGACUAUUUCUCGCUCCUGUCCAGCAUUUCAGGCAUCGUGGGCGGCAAGGGCCAGGCGAACUACGCAGCGGGCAACGCCGUGCUGGACGCGCUCGCGGCUCACCGUCGAGCCAUGGGCCUGCCGGCAUGUGCAGUCGACCUGGGAGCCGUCCAAGACGUUGGGUACAUUGCAAGCCAGCAGCAGCAGCAGCAGCAGCAGCAGCAGUCCGCGACUGGGCCGCAGUCGGAAAGGGAUGGUGGCGCCGCCAGCCAGGAUUAUCUGACUAAGGUCACGGCAGGCGGGACGCUCAGCCCAAUCAACGAGCGGCUGCUGCGCAAGAUAAUCCAGCUUUGUCUGCUACAGCAGCAGAACCAGCUGAAACCCCACCGCCAACCCAACAGCCCACCGCCGUCGGCGCCUUGCCAGAUCAUCACGGGCCUGACCGUCCCGCAGCCGGAACAAUCGGAUCUAAGCAGCGACGCCCGGUUCGCCGCGCUCUUCAACAUGCCCAGCUCCAAAGCCGGCGGCGGUGGCGAGGGCUCGAGCGGGGGCGUCGGUCGCGGCGGGUGCGGCGGCGGCGGCUCCAGCGGCGCCAAGCACGACUCGGACAGCAAGCACCUGCGCGAGCUGCAGCUGAUGCUGUGGUCGUGCAAGGCGGUGCAGCCGGCCGCCGUCAAGGCCGCGCUGGUGCGUGUGGUCGGCGCCUACUUUGCCAAGACGCUGCGGCUCGAGGUCGACCAGGUCGACGUCGAGAGGCCGCUGUCGGCCUUUGGCAUCGACUCCAUGGCCGCCGUCGAGAUUCGGAACUGGGUCAGGGCCGAGCUGGGGGUUGUGCUGGCCACCUUUGAGAUCAUCAACGCGUCGAGCAUUGUCGGGUUCUGCGACGUUGUCAUUGCAAAGCUGAACAAGACGUGA
Messenger RNA from Pyricularia pennisetigena, 8034 nucleotides. RefSeq lists its product as uncharacterized. Lineage: Eukaryota; Fungi; Ascomycota; Sordariomycetes; Magnaporthales; Pyriculariaceae. Gene Ontology annotation, molecular function: oxidoreductase activity; phosphopantetheine binding; fatty acid synthase activity. The record is from RefSeq and is a predicted model, not a curated record. Gene Ontology annotation, biological process: fatty acid biosynthetic process; secondary metabolite biosynthetic process. Bases 1 to 8034 code for a protein of 2677 amino acids. The transcript has 2 exons.